UGUGUUAAGGUUGAUAAAUGAACUAUUGCGAAAUGGGGGUGAUUAUUGGUGCAACCAACCCGGUAAUCCUCCUCACCUUCAAUGUAGGUGAAGUCACAAUGAGGAACUAAGAUUGUGUUCUGGCACAAUUCCAAGAGAUGUCCCAGGGACCCUGAAUCAUCAUACAGCUCCUAUACACAGAUGGUGUGGGGUAGGACAGAAGCUGUGGGCUGUGGUUACACUCGAAUGAAGUAUGAGACUGACGUUAUAGACACCCUUGUUUGCAAUUAUGGACCUGGAGGCAAUAUUGAAGGAGAACCUGUAUAUAUAAUAGGCCCAGCUUUAUCAGCGUGUGAGGAUGACACAUAUUUUUCUGUCUACUAUAGAGGCUUAUGUCAGAAAUUUUAUUAUCGAACCACUCCACAUGUAAUUACACCAAUAGCUUCACUCACAGCAUUAGCUACAUAUAUUGGCUUCUUUUUGUUUUAUCUAUGUCUUAUAUACUACUUGUGGCUAAGCCAGAGAUAUGGUAAAUUAAAAAAAUUAACUACAGGGACAGGCAAGUUACUUAAAGUAAAUGAGAAAGACUAUGUUCUUGCAGAUUACUGA
Schistocerca cancellata (South American locust) is the source of this 588-nucleotide messenger RNA. Its product is annotated as venom allergen 5-like. Lineage: Eukaryota; Metazoa; Arthropoda; Insecta; Orthoptera; Acrididae. The record is from RefSeq and is a predicted model, not a curated record. The transcript is spliced from 2 exons. Bases 181 to 588 code for a protein of 135 amino acids.